CUCAUUUCUUCUGAGACAUUUGCAGGGUUUCUUCUGUUUCUCUUAAAGGGACUUUCAAAGAGGAGAUGUUUUUCUUUGUCAACUCAGAUUUUCAGGUUUAUUGAGAUUCUCUCAGCUCUUUACAAUAUUGGAUGUGGUGUACAAACAUUUACUUUAAGAUGUGGAUAUGGAUUCUGAUUAGUCUUAACAUCAUCUCAAAGCUGCAUGCGUAUUCAGACGGUAGCUUGAUAGAAGCAUGUGACUCAAUGUUACCCAAUCAUAAUGGUGCAGCUCCUCAAACCACAGAACCCCCCUUCAUGGUUGAAUAUGUGCCCGGCAGCUAUCCCGGAGAGCCUGUUACAGUUUUGCUCAAGAGCGAGGAAUCCACAUAUUUUAGGGGGUUUAUGUUAGAGGCUCGAGAGGUUGCAGAUGAAAAACGUCUUACCGGAAAAUUUGUUCUACUUGACCCUGAACAGACUCGGCUCCUGACAUGUGGUGGUUUAGAAGGUUCAGCUGUUAGUCACACACUCAAUCUCGACAAAACUUUGAUCCGAGUUAACUGGACUGCGACAGAAGCAGAGCAGGACAUCACGUUCAGAGCAACAUUUCUUCACACUUUUGGAAUAUUUUGGGAAAAUGUGAAUAUCAUUUUACCUCAGCGCACUACUACUACAACUACUACACCUACUACACCAGAACCAACUACUACACCAGAACUAACUACUACACCAGAAACAAGUACAUUUCUUCAGUCUUAUGGAACAUUCUGGGAAAAUGUGAAUAUCAUUUUAUCUCAGCACACAACUACUAUACCAAGUACCACAAAGUUCAGCGCUAACAUAGAACGAGCAGGUAUUGCACUGAUGUGUUUUGAUUCUGUUUUGAUGGUGGAGAUGAAAGGAAUAUGCAAUAUAGGCAAAGUCUUACUGGCCAGUGAGGCUGUUUUUCAUCAUAUAAAUAAGGUGUCUAAGGUAGCAGUCAACGUGCUUUGUGUUGCUCUUGAAAUCUCAUCCCUGAUCUUGUUUAGUAUCGGUGAUUCUUUCAAGGUCAUCUUCUUUGCUCUUGUGUGUGUGAUGAUAGUGAUUAAUUCCACUGAAAUAAUAGUUGUGUCUCUGGGGAUUAGAAGUGGUCCUGAAGGAAAGAAGAUUUGUGAAUACGCUGCCAAUGUUUGUUUUGUUAUCCAUAAGAUUUUUACAAUUGCUGUCAUAUUUCUUGGUGUUAUGGAGAAUGACUGUGGAAAUAACGUGGGGGACUCUUGGCUUCUGAAAGUGAUGAUUGCUUUCACAGUAUGGGAUUUCCUGAAUGUAAUCUGGAUUGUCAUUUUGAGCAGUGAAAAAAGAGGCCAUUUAGGAAUGAGCGAGAGAAACAAGCAGCAAAGGAAAAAGAAGAGCCUCAGAGAUGCUGUUGUUAAUACUGUGUCAGUAAUCCUCUUCGCUGGAGCCAUUUCUUUUUCUACAGCCAUCAUUGUUGGCAUAUUUACUUGUCAGAAACAAUAGUUUUGCGGUAUGUUUGAAUCACAAUCAGAUUUCUCUCAUAGUGUUUACAUAUAGUAUGGUUACAUAUACGUAUAGUUAUAUCACAAUUAUUAUUCAGAAAACUGAUCAUAUCACACUGUUUACCUGCUGGAUCCUCAUUUAAUGUAACUGGUGUUUAAGUGUCUUAUUUAUUGUAUCUCACAGGCUGUAUAUUGCUUUAGUAUACUAUAUACCUUGUUUUUCAUUUUCAAGGUAAGUUUUCCUAAAUCAUUUCUUAUCAAAGUUAAGCACAUACUUUUAGGAUGAAGUUAGACUACCUGUGUGUUGCUAUUUGCAAAGCCUUGCUGUGCCUUGGAGACAUUUUCUUGCAGUCAGAUUCACUAAAAAAAGCCUAAUGAAAAGCUACACAGAGGAGAGACAUUUUUUAGCAAUAUAUAUUUAAUGGGAUCCAUCACAUCUAAUAACAGCCAUCUGAUAAAUGUUCACUCUGCUUUGAUAACUACUUAUAACUCAAAUAUUAAUAAACAUAAUUGGUGUAAAAAGAAAUUGGACCACAAGUUUGGCCCACAUGAAA
Messenger RNA from Oreochromis niloticus (Nile tilapia), 2028 nucleotides. RefSeq lists its product as uncharacterized. The record is from RefSeq and is a predicted model, not a curated record. The transcript has 14 exons. Gene Ontology annotation, cellular component: membrane. Lineage: Eukaryota; Metazoa; Chordata; Actinopteri; Cichliformes; Cichlidae. The coding region runs from base 132 to 1475 and encodes 447 amino acids.